Messenger RNA from Sinocyclocheilus anshuiensis, 486 nucleotides. RefSeq names its product ictacalcin-like. Gene Ontology annotation, molecular function: calcium-dependent protein binding; calcium ion binding; transition metal ion binding. The record is from RefSeq and is a predicted model, not a curated record. The transcript has 3 exons. NCBI's taxonomy places the organism in Eukaryota, Metazoa, Chordata, Actinopteri, Cypriniformes, Cyprinidae. Gene Ontology annotation, cellular component: cytoplasm. Bases 1 to 390 code for a protein of 129 amino acids.
AUGAAUUUUUGGGUGUGGUGUUUGCAUAUAACACUCAAUCUGUUCCUUCAGUUCUCAUCUUUGGCUCUCAAUUUCGUGCACUUCUUGCUUCCCUUAAACUCCAGAAACACCAUGUCAGACAUCCAGAAAGCAAUGGCUAUGCUGAUUGCAGCCUUUCACAAAUACUCAGGAAAGGAGGGAGACAAAACCACCCUGGCCAAAGGCGAGCUCAAGGAACUGCUCACAGCAGAGCUGGGCGACAUCUUCGGGGAAACUAAAGACAAGACAGCUCUGGACAAGAUUUUUAAGGAUCUGGAUGCAAAUGCAGAUGGCACUGUGGACUUCCAGGAGUACGUCACCUUGGUCGCCUGCAUCACUAUGCUUUGCAAUGAGUUUUUCACAAAAAAAUGAUCUUGUCCUUACAGAAAGGGUUUAUCUGUAAAGCUGUGGUGUAUCUGAAACCAAGAAUAAAGGUUUUUAAUGUUUUGAAUUAAAUCUGUAUUCUUA